GAUAUCUUCGUUGCAAGCGCAAAAAAAUGCUAUGAAAAAAUCUGACUUCAACACGUUUAUCCGACAUCCUCCAUUCGAUCAAUUUGUAUACCAACAAUCAUUCAAGAUCCCUUGUCGAAAAGGCCAUGGGAAAAUCUAGCAACGCGCAAUAGUAUUCAUCCCAUGUGCCCUAUCAACAGUUUGUUACAAACAAUUUUCAUUUGUCCUAAGGAGUUUCAAAUUUCAAAGAGUGCUUCUAGAAUUCAAAACGGCAACUAGUUAACAGAUUUCAAUCGCAGUCAACCUUUUCACUCUCCACAACAUUGGAAACAAUGUCGAAGUUUAUACACAACAUGGUAGUACCACCCGAAAUCAAGACAGGACUCGCAGAUCUAAAGGCUUACCUGGAAAACAAUCCAUUAUCAUGGCAACAGCCUGCGCAGCGCUGGGCAAUUGGAGCGAUGCUUGGGAGGUUCAAUGGCCUUCUUACCGAUUGCAUGGACUUUGAUAUCCUUCAGAAUAAGGAACUCUUGGAGACCUUCUUCCAUUGCUCUAAAACUAUCACUUCAUCGAUCGAAAGCGUCGGAAUUGAGGCAAUUGAUACACUCGAUAAAUCAAACACGGAACCAGAAAUGCUAUCUAAGGUUUUCGAAAAUGCUGAAGACUCCAGUGUUCCACAAGCGUCAAAUACUGCAGGGUCGGAAAUUGAUCAAAAACAAGACUCCAUCUUGGAAGAUACUCCAAGUCUUACGGGUUCUCGAUCUAGCGUUGGUCUAUCAGAAGAUAUAGAUCAUCUUAUUACUCGGCACUCCGAAAACCAACUGAGCCUUGACCCCACUAAAACUUCAGACGAAAUUCCAACCAAUACAGAUGAAUCUUCGAUUGUGUACGGUGAAUCACACGGAGUCGAGGGUACUACGUAUGUCAAGACGACUUAUACAGCAGAGCCUGAUGAGCCCCCUAAGAUGGAGAAGAAGAACAAGAACAAGAAGAAAUCCAAAAAGAAGAAGAGUAUGACUAUAGACGCCACAGAAGAAGCAAUUCUAACGUCAAUUGAGAUCAGUAAUAGUCCAACCUUGGUCCUUCCGAUAGUAAAAGACUAUGUAUCACCGGUCAGUCUCAUGCCAGAUCGCCUUAUGGCCCCAUCGGACGCUGAAGCGAGUAGUACAAGUCAAGCAGUAGCCACAACCACGUUCUCUGGGGCGGGUCGGGCCGCCCCCUCGGGGGGGCUGGAUGCAACAUUUUCGAGAUUCAAGUUGGAAAAGGCUCUUGAAGCGCUAAGAUUGAUGCCGAUAGAAGAUUCAAGACAGCAGUCAGUCAGAGAUCUAAAAACUGAGCAUCAGAAAACUUUGGCCGAUCUCACAAAAAAACACGAAGCGAUCAAGUUUGAGAACAAAAAUCUGAAGGCGGACCGCAACAAGGAGCUGGAGAAACUUCGGAGAGAGAAUUUGGUAUUGCGUGAGAGGUCAUCAGGUCUUGACCAGGAGAUGACUCAACUGCGGACGGAACUUCAUUUGCUGAAAUCCAAAGUCGUAAUGGAAGAAUCGCGGGUACCACCAGAAGUUGUACCUGGACAUGCAGAGGAAUUGGAAUUUAUAAUACGUCAUCAAUGUCAUAUCAUAGCUUACGAGAUCUUCCCUGAGAUGUGGGAUGAAGUCAACAGAGCAGAGGAGAAAGAUGACGACGAGAAGUCCUCUACCAGACUCAAAUUUGUGUUCAAGACCCCGCAAGGCAAACCAUCUUGGGACAUUACGACUUACCCCUAUAUGUCAGAGGGUGCAAGGAAGCUGUGCAAAGUCAUGAAGAAGAUUCGAGUGAGCAACGCCAUUCUUGGCACAAGAUGCCAAUGGUAUUGGAAUCAACUUCAUGAGGUAGCACAAGCUAAGAGAAAGACUUUGACGUCUCUGCUGAAAAUGGAAAAUUCCGCCAUUUUGUAUGAAGCAGAAACUUUUGAUCUCAAGGAACAGAUAAGAAAUCUUGAGAAGUCUUUGAAUAUCAGAAAGCGUUCCCCAGGAGUUCGAAUAAUGAAUAUCGAAAAGAAAGUCAUGCAGAAGAAAUUCGGUAUCUUGGAGUUGACAAUAAGCGAGCUCAAGGAUGAAGUUUACAGCUUAAAGCGAUGCAUCAGUAAGCUUAAUGAAACGAAGAAAACACUCCUAGAGAACUCAGCAACAGGAGAAUUGCGCCAAACCGCGGAACUUGAAGAGGCGAUUUGUAAAGAGCAAUCAAAGACUAAGAGGUUCAGUUCCAAGAUACAAGAGCUACAAGGAAAGGUCAAAGCGCUUGAGAAGGAGCGUGCUACAGUAGAACCCCUCAUUGAGAUCGGAGUGGCAGUCAGAAAAAGGUUUUUUGAGCAAGCCAAACAUGCAGUCUCAUUAGGUGAGAUAUUUAGUCGUCCCGAUCACAAGAUCAUCCAAGAGGGGAACGAUCGCUGUCACCGAGCAUAUUGCUUGACCGAUGCAGCUCUUUUCAAACUUUUCUAUCUAUCAGGAUCCACAAACGAAGCUAUUUACAACAAAAUCUACCAUGUUAAUUCGCACGCAGCUGUCAUGAACUUCCCCCUAAAGUUGUGCCAGGCAUUAGACAGCAAUGCUAGUAUCAAAACUGUUCGAGUCAUAAAUGAUAGUAUAACUUCUCAAGAGCUUCGCACAGAAGCGGAGCAAUUGUUCUUUUCUAUCAUUGAAUGCUGGAACGCGAAUCUCCAAGAAGAUAUAUUCGAUGCGAAUGAGGAGGUGUCAGGCUGGUUGUCUCAAUUACAUGAUCUUGAGAAACAGAUUAUAAGAAUUGAUGGAAGCAAGGAGUAUCGUGGUUAUGCCGAGGAAUUUAACGAUGGGGAAGAAACAAGCCAUUCUGAGGCUUGUGGUUGGGGUAUUGGUGAGCCUGGUGAUAUGGCAGGCGCUGAUGAUUGGUGUACUGGACAGUCUGGUGGCAUGAUAGACACUGGCGACUGGAGAAGCACCCACUAGGCUAGGAAAACGCCUCAUCUUCACUGAAUAGCGGCUAAUUUUUCUUAUAGUUCUGAGUGGGUACUGUCUUCGGAACAUCCGAAUAGAUGUACCUAAAGUUUGCAUUUGCAUUUUCACAGACCUGAGUUAAGAACUUAUGUCUCGGGAGUUGUUUGAACGUAUCGCAAGUACUUUAAUUCACAUAUACUGAGGAUCACAUUGUAGUUGCAAGCAAAAUCACGUAUCGUAAUAGAUUUCAUCAGAAGAUAGUUGCUUGGCGUUUGUAUGAAAGCCAUAUGAAUUUUAGUUUCACUAGACUGAAGCUCUUGCUACUCUUAAUUAAUACCAUGUUAUAAUGUACCAAUUCCACA
Botrytis cinerea B05.10 is the source of this 3292-nucleotide messenger RNA. RefSeq lists its product as hypothetical. The transcript has 3 exons. Bases 312 to 2942 code for a protein of 876 amino acids. The record is from RefSeq and is a predicted model, not a curated record. NCBI's taxonomy places the organism in Eukaryota, Fungi, Ascomycota, Leotiomycetes, Helotiales, Sclerotiniaceae.